AUGGCUGGUCGUCAGUCUUUCGCCGAGCUCGCACAGAAGUUCGUCGCACAGCGCGCCCGCCAGGGCUUCCCGGGCGGUGGCGGGCCUCGUCCCGGCGGCGGCGGCGGCAACGGUGGUGGACCCAGCCUCGGGCAGGCAGUCGGCGGCGCAGGAGGCCUCGUCCUGCUCGCCGUCGGUGGCCUGGCCAUCAACUCGUCCCUCUUCAACGUCGACGGUGGUCACCGCGCGAUCAAGUACACGCGCCUGAACGGCGUCACUGAGGAGGUGUUCGCCGAGGGCACCCACGUUGCCAUCCCGUGGUUCGAGACGCCCGUCAUCUACGACGUCCGCUCCAAGCCGCGAAGCAUCGCCUCGCUCACCGGCACCAAGGACUUGCAGAUGGUCAACAUCACUUGCCGUGUCCUGUGCCGGCCACGCGUCGACGCCCUCGCCAAGAUCUACACCGAGCUCGGCACCAACUACGACGAGGUCGUCCUCCCGAGCAUCGUCAACGAGGUCCUCAAGAGCGUCGUCGCCCAGUUCAACGCUUCCCAACUCGUCACCCAGCGCGAGAUGGUCUCCAAGCUCGUGCGCGACAACCUCGAGCGCCGCGCGUCGCGCUUCAACCUCAUCCUCGACGACGUCUCGAUCACGCACGUCACGUUCUCGCCGGCCUUCAGCGAGGCCGUCGAGGCCAAGCAGAUUGCGCAGCAGACGGCGCAGCGUGCGGCGUACCUCGUCGACCAGGCGCUCCAGGAGAAGCAGAGCAUCAUCGUCAAGGCGCAGGGUGAGGCCCGCAGUGCAGAGCUCAUCGGCGACGCCGUCAAGCAGAACAAGGGAUUCCUCGAGCUGCGCAAGAUGGAGGCCGCUCGCGAGAUUGCCGGCCUCGUCAGCAACUCGGGCAACAAGCUCAUGCUCGACUCGGACGCGCUCCUCCUCAACCGUGCGUCCCGCCUUUUCUCUCUCUCUCUCCCUCGCGCACCCUCCUUUCUCUCUUCUCGUGACUGA
Molecule: messenger RNA, 987 nt
Organism: Rhodotorula graminis WP1
Lineage: Eukaryota; Fungi; Basidiomycota; Microbotryomycetes; Sporidiobolales; Sporidiobolaceae
Exons: 6
Coding region: 1-987 (328 amino acids)
Biological process (GO): mitochondrion organization
Cellular component (GO): membrane; mitochondrion
Source: RefSeq, a predicted model, not a curated record